This is a messenger RNA of Tetranychus urticae (two-spotted spider mite), 1909 nucleotides long. NCBI's taxonomy places the organism in Eukaryota, Metazoa, Arthropoda, Arachnida, Trombidiformes, Tetranychidae. The record is from RefSeq and is a predicted model, not a curated record.
UUUUGCCAAAAUUAACACUACUUGAUGUUCGUAAAUCUAUUGGAGUCACUGAAGAAGCUGCUAAUCAUGUCCAGGAUUAUUGUAAACAGCAUGGCCGAUCAAUCAAGUUUUAUUUUAAAAAAGACGACAAACAAAUUGAAUCUGAUUGGCCGCAGGCAUUAAAUCGACGAGAAAAAAUUUGUCGUGGAUUCGAUUUCAUGGAACAUUGUUUUUUCAAAAGUUUCAAUGAUUUGCCUCAUUUUUUGGAUCCAAUAGAUGAUUAGAAAUGCUUAUUAUAACAUAACUGUCGAUCUUUUUACUCAACUUUUAUGAGAACAGCUGUGAGGUUCACGAUAUUGAAAAAAUUUUUAGAGUCAUUUACAUGGCUAAGCCACCCAAGUGUCAUUUCGACUGAGUCGACUAGCUUUGAUACAACCAAACCUCUGAUAAUUUGCAUUUGCUAAAAAUUGAACAAAAUUAUAUGAGUCAAAGUCUUUGGCCCAAAAGUUGAGCUCAUUCUUUCGUGUGCUACCGUAAUUUACCGACAUCGUAAAAAAAACUUUUAAAAAUCAUUCUAAUAUUUUUUUUGACGUUAGAUGUCUGUACUCGUAAAUGCAAAAUAUCCUAGGUUUUUGUUUGUCUAACACUUAUUAUAGAUUUAUUAAAUAUCAAUCAAUGUAAGUUAUUAUUCCAAAGUUACUUUAACAAUGUUAAUAAAUGAGCUUCCAGAUGAUUGUUUUCUGGAAAUAUUUGAUUACAUUCAAGAUUUAAAGGAUUUAAUUAACUGCUUCAAAGUUUGUGAAAAAUGGAGUAAUUUGAUUGUUGUCCGGACUAAAAAAGUUAAAUAUUUUAUUGAUCAACCCAAUUAUUCGCCUGAUUCAGUUUGUCAUCAAACAGAUGAGCCAAUUGAUGUAACAUUUUUGAGCAAAUGGCUUCCAAAUUUAAGGAUUGUCGAUCUUUUAUACACACGCAAUGGGGAAACACCAAUCGAAGAUAUUAUUAAAAUAAUUAGAGAAUUAGAAUCGCUGAAAGGAAUAAUCUAUGGUUGUCAUUACUGUAUGGAAUCCUGCCUCGAUUUCGAAUCGAUACCGGAGAACCCUAACCUCGAAAUGUUGUCUACUGGAUAUAUUGAUCUAAACAUAAAGGAAAUCAAUGAAAAUAUGAAACAAUUGUACCUCUGGGACUCUACUCUAGAUGUAUUCGCAGAAGUCGCACAUCAUUUUCCAAAUCUUGAACGGCUGAAAAUUUAUAAUGGCGAAGACAGAACAGAUCAUUACUCUAAUGGUCCAGUAAUGGCAAAUCUUAAGAUAGCUGAAUUGGGGUUGUCUUCUUAUGAUUGGACAGACUUUUGUUGCUCAUUUGUAUUCAUGGAUUCGUGCCCAGCAUUACAGAGUGCUUAUGUCAAAAUUGAUUGCUGUCGCAUUACCGUCAAUGAUUCAAUAAAACAAGCAAAUUUACAAGAUUUAGUUAUUCAAUUUUACGAACCAAUCGAAUGGGAUAAUCUACGAAGACUAAUGUCCAAAUAUCCAAAUCUAAAGAAUUUGGCAUUACGAGGUACCUCUUUAAAAGAUGCACAAAUCAAACAAUUAAUAUUAAUUUUGCCAAAACUAACACUACUUGAUAUUCGUGAGUCUUCUGGAGUCACUCAAGAAGCUGCUGAUCAUGUUCGGGACUAUUGUAAGCAGUAUGACCGAUCAAUCAAGUUUUAUUUCAAAGCAGACGACAAACAAAUUGAAUCUGAUUGGCCCCAGCUAUUGAAUGGACCAGACAAAAUUUGUCGUGGAUUUGAUUUCAUGGAACAUUGUUUUUUUAAAAGUUUUAAUCAGUUGCCUCAUUUUUUGCAUCCAUUAGAUGAUUAACAUCUUAUAUGAAAUCCUGUAUAAACUGGUCUAGUUAACCAUUAAAAGUGUUCAAUUGACAGUUUAAAAUA